AUCAGAAAUCAGAGGAAACACAAGGGGUCGCAGGACCUUGCCAGUCCCGCCAGUAAUCCAUGUUCCCAAUCAACUAGUAGGAGCUCCUCUAGGGACUGAUUUAGAAUUGGAAUGUUUUCUUGAAGCAUCGCCAAAGGCCAUACAUUAUUGGAUCAAGGAUAUGGGAGCAAUUAUCAUUUCUGAUACAAGGCAUGUUGUUCAAACUGUGGCCAAAUCACCCUUUGAGGUUCAAAUGACUUUAAGUAUUCGAGAUUUUCAAAAACAAGACAUAGGCUCUUAUAGUUGUACAGCAAAAAACUCUCUAGGCGAAAUGGAAAGUAACAUUCGUUUAUAUGAAAUUGCAGGCCCAACGAAAGCUCAAAAUGCUAUUCAUCCUGGUCCGUACGGCGAAAAUCAAAGUGAAGAAGAGGAUAAUAUCACUUUGUACCGAGCAACAGAUGUGACCAAAAUGAGAAGCAAUCCUUUAGACAAUAAAGUUUAUUGGUAUAUUGGUCAGGCAACUGCAUCGCUUCCUUCGCCGACUGUUAAAGCGAACAAAAAUCAUAUUUCUAUUGUUAAAAUUUCACCUUCAGUAGGCUUAAAGUUACAAUCUGGAACCAGUGUCAUAAACAUGUUAUUCAUUGUGUUUUAUUAUUUUAAAUGGUAA
Belonocnema kinseyi is the source of this 646-nucleotide messenger RNA. RefSeq lists its product as uncharacterized. The record is from RefSeq and is a predicted model, not a curated record. NCBI's taxonomy places the organism in Eukaryota, Metazoa, Arthropoda, Insecta, Hymenoptera, Cynipidae. The transcript is spliced from 4 exons. The coding region runs from base 161 to 646 and encodes 161 amino acids.